Messenger RNA from Styela clava, 1642 nucleotides. RefSeq names its product ryncolin-1-like. The record is from RefSeq and is a predicted model, not a curated record. NCBI's taxonomy places the organism in Eukaryota, Metazoa, Chordata, Ascidiacea, Stolidobranchia, Styelidae.
AGUGCGUAGUGUAUAGAAGCAAUUAUUCUGGGCCGUUUCAUAUUUUAUUGCUCAGAAUUCUACCAGACGAAGAUAAUGAGGGCGAGCAAAACUAAUCCAUUUUUCUUGGAGACAUUAAUUAUUCUCCAAUACUUCGCUUGUACGUCUAAGGCAAGUAUUAGUCUCGGAACUUGUCAGCUUUCAUGUGAUGAGAACGAGAGCCAGCUCCCUUCACGCGUAAGAGGUCCACCUGGAUCACCGGGAAAGCGCGGUCCAGUAGGAAAUCGCGGAUUAGUUGGACCGAAAGGGUCACCAAGUAGUUGCUGUGAAGAUCUAGUUGAACGAAACGAACAGCUUAAACGUCGAGUUCAGGAGUUAAAUGGAUGGAUAUUCCCACAAAACUGUGCAGCGGUAAAAAGUCACGUGAUAUCAAGUGGAACUUACGUGAUUUAUCCGUUCAAUGAAAGUAAACAAGGAGUCCAAGUGUAUUGUGAUCUAGAAACCGAUGGAGGCGGUUGGAUUGUAAUACAAAGAAGACUUGACGGAUCGGAAGAUUUUUAUCGUGACUGGGAAGACUAUGUCACAGGUUUUGGUUACAAAGAACAAGAAUUCUGGCUAGGACUGGAGACGAUGCACAGAAUAUCCAUCAAUGGUCUUCAUGAAAUUCGAUUCGAUUUUAUAACAAGAGGCAACGAAAAAAUAUUUGCAAAAUACGGACAAUUUAAAAUUGCUGGGGCAGAAGAAAAUUAUCGAAUAACAAUUACCGGAUAUUCAGGAAAUGCUGGCGAUUCAAUGGCAAACCAUAACAAUAACCAAUUUACGACGAAGGAUCAAGAAAACGAUCACGACCCUGGAAAAAAUUGCGCUGUAUCGUACAAAGGGGGGUGGUGGUACAAUCGGUGCCAUAACGCUAACUUGAAUGGUUUAUACGCAGACACAACGGCAUCGGCCAAGGGUUUAUCCUGGUUUAGGUGGAAAAAUUCAUACACUCCAUUUGCAAAAUUUGUAGAAAUGAAGAUCCGGAAACGCAGAAACUAAACAGCCAUUGCCAUUUAUUGUUUGAAUCAAAUAAACACUUGCUCUAUUAGGUUGUAAAUUUUCUUGGUGUUUUUAUAAGUGAAAAAAGUAUUAUGCCCGCGUAGCGUCAAAUACAAGCGGAUUAAUAACAAUCACAGAAAAAUCUGUAUACAUUUUUAUUGCCAGUAUAUAUAACAUUUGCUUUGCUUUGCCUCCUGUUGUUUUUUUUUAAAGCAUGUAAUUCUCAUAAAAAAAUAACAAUUCAUUUCUACAUUACAAAAUUCGACUUCAUAAUGAAGGACGAAUAGAUGAGAUUCACACCAAUGUACCAUGCCUCUCCUGUUAAAACUUACGUUUUCUCGUUGAUUGUAACCAAUCGAGUAAUUUAAAAUAAAAAGUGUCAAUUUACCGGCGAAUGAAGCGCAAUCUAUAUUUUUUUCUGAUUAAAAGAUAUCUAUUGCAUGGGUUAGAAUUCGGAUAUUUUAGAGUUUACGUUUUAUAUACUCAACAGAACACUAUUUCGGUAUGUAUUGAUUUUAGUAAGGGUUAUGAACUGAAUUCUAUGAAAAUGACUUUAGGAGGUUAAACGCAUAUUUAUAGCUUCCAUGGACUGAAUCAAAUUGAAUAUAAUCAUGUGUUAAUUUUA